ACAUACACACACAAUCUCUCUCUCUCUCUCUCUCUCUCUCUAUCUAUAUAUAUAUAUAUAUCUAUACGCAUCGAGUGUAAACUAUAUCUCCAAACUAUCACAGCUUCUUCUCCAUGGCUACUAAGAACCAUUCUGUUAUUGGCUUAGUCCUUGUGGUUGCUCUGCUAGUGGUUAGCUUGAAAUCUGCAGAUGCCCAAAUAGGAGUUUGUUAUGGAAUGCAAGGUGAUGGACUACCACCCAAACCAGAAGUUGUGGCACUUUACAAGCAGAACAACAUCCGAAGAAUGCGACUCUAUGAUCCGGACCAAGCUGCUCUUCAAGCACUGGGAGGCUCCAACAUUGAGGUCAUUUUAGGUGUCCCAAACACUGAGCUUAAAAAUCUUGCUGCAAGCCAAGCCAAUGCCGAUUCAUGGGUCCAAAGGAAUGUAAAAAGCUAUCCUACCGUCAAAUUCAAGUACAUCGCGGUAGGAAAUGAAGUCGAUCCACCAAAUCGUCAGUUUGUGCUCCCAGCUAUGAAAAAUGUGCGCAAUGCAAUAGGAACCCAAAUCCCAGUUUCCACUGCCAUUGACACUACUCUCAUUCAAGACUCGUACCCUCCAUCCAAAACAAUUUUUAAGCCUGAUGUUCGAUCAUUUAUUGAUCCCAUCAUUGGGUUCCUAGCGAACAAUAAUGCCCCGUUACUUGUUAACUUGUACCCAUAUUUUGCUCACAUAGGCAACCCCAGGGACGUUCCCCUCGAUUAUGCUCUUUUUAAAGCACCUUCUGGAGGGUACCCUAAUCUUUUUGAUGCCCUCUUGGAUGCUGUUUAUUUUGCACUUGAGAAGGCCGGCGGCGCUUCCCUGAGAAUUGUGGUCUCGGAGAGUGGUUGGCCUUCAGCCGGUGGCGAUGCGACCACGAUUGAUAAUGCAAGGACUUAUAACAACAAUUUGAUUCAGCAUGUCAAGGGAGGCACUCCUAAAAAGCCUGGUCCUAUAGAGACUUACGUGUUUGCUAUGUUUGAUGAGAGUCGAAAGAGCCCAGAAUUUGAGAAGCAUUGGGGACUUUUUCUUCCAAAUAAGCAACCCAAGUACCCAGUUAAUUUCGCUUAGGUUAUAAAUUAGAGGAACAGUGGCAUUGUGCUUAUGUAUUACUAUCUUGAAUAAGGGGGCUUCUUUAAACAGUUUAUGUACCUUACCCCCC
Molecule: messenger RNA, 1179 nt
Organism: Cornus florida
Lineage: Eukaryota; Viridiplantae; Streptophyta; Magnoliopsida; Cornales; Cornaceae
Product: glucan endo-1,3-beta-glucosidase, basic isoform-like
Exons: 2
Coding region: 114-1088 (324 amino acids)
Biological process (GO): carbohydrate metabolic process
Cellular component (GO): plasma membrane; cell wall
Molecular function (GO): hydrolase activity, hydrolyzing O-glycosyl compounds
Source: RefSeq, a predicted model, not a curated record